CCAUAUUUGAUCUAAUAUCAGACUCCGACCACUCCGACUUAGAGGAGUUCUCCUAACAAUACAUGUACUUAUACUCGUACAUUCUUGCGAUUAGGUCGACCGAUUUUCCAUGUCGCACGUGUAUCUUAUUGACUUAAAAUUGAACUGUUCCGGUAACCUAACGAGAAUGAGUAAUUUUUGGAUAACAUUAUUGAAAGACUCGUCUAAUUUUUGACAGAACUUUUCAGUACGUUUUUGAACAUAUUCUCGUGAUAACGAACGAGUUAUGGAUUUUCGUUGCUGCUAAAUAUAGUGUUGACAAGCAUCUCGUGAGUGCAAAUACAUUUGUCAUCGCCGUUUUUAUCUGUUAACCUGUCUUGUUAAUCUUUUAGUGUGUUGCAAUACUAAUGGCAACGAAAAGGAGUGUGAGUGGUAACCCACCUGUAAAAAUGUAUAUAGAAGAUAAAUAAACUGGGGAAAUUAUAAAUAUGUUGGCUUGGUUGCCUAUACGAAAUGAGAUUCAAUAAGCAAGAACUACUAACAUUGGCCACGCAGCCUUCACAGAAAUUUGAGAAGGAAGGCAUCUUGUAUGUUAGAGAACGGCAAGAAGGUUUCUUUCGCAGAACAGAAAGUACAUGUAAAAAACCUGAGAACAAAAAUCAGAGAGGAAGAUCACAUAAGACUCUGCGAGACCUCAAUUGCGUUACAGCCGGCGCGAGCAAAGUAAGUCUUGAACGAUGGUGCAGAUUGCGAGGCAACCUUUUGUUCUAUUUCAAAUCGCGGGAGCAGUGGUCGGAGCCGCUGGGGGUGAUCAUAUUGGAGCAGUGCACGGUGCGCCCGGAACCGCCCAGCAAUCAUGUCCCUUUCGGAUUCAGCAUAGUUUUCGACGGAGGCUUGUUUCAACAGUUAGGCGCCAACACAACCGAGGAACGGGACAGUUGGUUGCAGGCGCUACAGCUGGCCAGUUACGAGUGCAUGCGGAACCAAUUAUUGUCGCUGCGACAGCGCAUCGAGGCGUACAGCGGACACAAACACGACACCGACAUCCAGAUGUUGCGACUGCAGCGCGGAACAUUCACAGAUCCGGCGGAAGUACCAAUGUGCGAGAUAUCAUUAGCCUGCGAUAAUUUGUUAUGCGACGGACACGGCCGACCUCCUACGCCAGUUUUAGAAAUAGAUGUACAGUCAAAAUCUUCCAAAACUUGGAUUAAGUAUGCGCGAACGGAAGUUGUGGAGCAAAGCAGUAAUCCAAGUUUUUUAACUACGGUAAGCUUCCGAGCUAGCGAUGGCUUGACGACAGAAACGAAAAUUAGGAUAACCGCAUACGACGUCAGGGAAAGAGUCAGCCAGACCGCAACUCCGAUAGGAAGCGCGAUAGUGACGUUCAGUAUGAUACAAGACGUUCUAGGAUUAAGGAUACCGUUAAAAUCGGCGAAAACAACGACAGUCGGGUUUUUAACUAUUAACGUAUGGAAUCUGGAAGCCGAGGAUAAAGGAAAUAGCACGGAGAGCACACCGUCGCGAAAUGUACCAGUAUAUACUAGCAGUAGUAAUCAACAACAACUGCUUUCGCACAGACGCUCGCAAUCCUUACCUCCGAGAUUAGGUACGAAAAUCAAAUUUCCGCAUCAGGGCCAGUUAAAACUUCUCUUUGCAAAUCCAUUUGUGCAGACUUACAGAUUCCACUCCGGACUAGGCGGUGAUAUAUGCGUACACGAGAUUAUGGCGGAGAGCAAGCUUUGUUUCCAGUUUCCUCAACAUCUACUGGGUAUUUGGAUACAGGAGGAGAAAGAAUUGCUACAGGAGGUAGCUGGAAUGGGAGAAUUGAGGGAGCCUUGGCAUACGAAGCAAAUCGAAUUGCUCGAUCGUCAUCUUCAUUUGUUACAUUUGUAUUCUCAAGCCAAAGAAAACCUAGCCGCCUAUAAAGGAACUUAUUUCAAGCAAUCGUCACGGAAGAACGACCGUACUUUAGAAUUCGCGCCUCUGAAUUUGCAUCUUCAAAGAAUGUGGGUUCACAACGAUACACUAAAUAAGUGCGGCUUCUACGAUUUUAUUAGCGUAGGAGCAUUUACCGCUCAUUCCCACAAAAGCAAAAACGGAGGACUCAUAAGACUGGUGCAGGCGUUGAAGGAGUCACCCAUGCGCAGUAAUCAGCUGUAUCAAGGAACAUCGAAGAUUACGAUGGCGCACGACGCGAUUCAAGCCAUCAAGCAACUACGCCGAGACGUUGUGGAGGCAAUGAAGUCCUUGAUGAAGCUCGCCAAGGAGAAGCAGACGAGCGGCAUGCUGCCGAUAUGCGAGGACAUGAUCACGAAGACCAGGAUCUUGCUUAGCCUUUGGGAUCCUGGCUUAGUGGAGGAAGCGUUAACGUUUCUGGAAGAGUACAAAGUCGCCAAGGUCCAGGACGACACCACCACAACCUCGGAUGAAACUCUGACGCUAGACUUUAAGGUCAAUCAGUCCUUGUCGCCGUUCAAAAGAAUCACGCAGCAGCUGAACUUCGAUCUGAGAAGCCCUGAUUUCGAUGACUUCGUCUCACCCGACACUCCCGAGUGCAUGCAGGACAUCUGGUCGAAGAGCGGCAUAAAAAAUGGCGAAUACGCUUCCAUAUCAUAUCACACGAGAAACGACGCGUCCAAUUGCAACAAUGGCGAGGGCGACGCUGCAGAGGAAAAUUUCGUAAUAUUUCCGGACGUGGAGGACGAUCCCAAGCAGGCGGUGACGGAGACCGACGAGAACGCGCAGCAAAGCCACGACAGCGAAAAGAAAGAGAGCUACGACGAUGAGAAGGAAGAUUUCAAAAACGACGCCGAUCCGUGCAGGCGGUUCCUGGACACGCAAAAGAUGUGCAACUCGCCGUCCGCGAAUUAUUACAAGCCAACAGACGAGCCGGAGCCGUGGGAUCUCACUCAGUUGAACAUCGAGGCGAGCGUCAUGUGCCUCGUGUCGAAAGUGAAGUUUCUCUGCGGCAGAUGCAGCAGCCCGGCCGUGCGAUUGCGCAGCAAGGGUAGCAUCGGCAGAUCGCAGAGUAUCAAGGGUUGCUUGCCGAGUAACCGACACAACGCCGAGGUCGUCACCAUUCAGCCGAAGAACGGUAUUAAGUGCGAGGAAUCGAACAAAUUGCUGGACGAAUCGAACGAACGGCAGCAAUCCAGUCCGGGAUUGGAGAAACCGGCGUUCUCCAAAGCGAAGGAAGGUAUAAGCGAUACUUAUUGUAACUCGUCUUCCAAUGAAGUGUGCCAAGCAGUCGACUCGAUGACGCGCGUGAUCAAAAGUAAUUCGGGACAGAGGAACAAGUUCACCGAGGGUCUGGACUUCGCGUCGAUCGUCGACUGGACGAGCGAGCUCAGGCCGAGCAUGAAGAAGCUGCGACAAGCGAUGGACGGGCUGCUGAAGACUGCCAGAUUGACGCACUCGGUGUUUCGCGUGCAGGAAGAUUCUAAAGCAGCGCAACGCGCGUGCAACGUGCGAUACAGACGGGACGUUUGCUUCAGUCAAGCGCUAACCGCCUUGGUGACCGGCUUAAUGGCGAAACUGUGGUGCCAACGUCCGGAUCCGAUGUUUCUGUUAAUACUUACAACUUUGGGACCAUUGGUUUCCUUCGAAGGCCUUCUUAGUUAUUACGGAGACGAGAUAGAUAUGUGGGGCGAUAUGGCGGUAGCAGUCGAAGACACGCACACUGUCACAUUUACUUUGUCGAGAUGUGGCAUUCAACCUAGAGUCGAGGGAAAGUCCACCGUGUUCCAGCUUCCCGUGCCUCGAGUAGUGGGAUCGCGGAGCGCGCUGACGGUGAUACUUCCGGUUCCGGACGCGAUUUAUUCUCUCUUGCCAUUAGUGCCCUCCUCCAGACAAACGUUGUCGUUCAAUGUAACCCCGGUGUUCUUUAAUGUCGGUAUCAACGAGAUGGCUUCCUUGGCCGAGAGCCUCGGCACUACAAAACCGCAGGAGAAAAGCAAUCUGGACAACUUCGAUAGAUUAAACGAGUAUUAUUUGAGAUUCAAAAAGCUGAAUCUACCGACGGAACCUGCGUCCACGCGUUUUGCAUCAAGAUCUAUUCUGGGCCACACGUUGUCGGAUAUGAUGGCCAACUUAAAGGCAUGUGUGCAGGAGAAAGUCAACAAGAAUGUCGAGAUCUUGCAAUUAUCCUCACAAAUAUGUCGAAGAAUGCGCGGUUUAAGAUUCACCAGCUGCAAGAGCGCAAAAGAUCGGACCGGUAUGUCGAUUACUCUCGAACAGGUCAAUAUACUAUCGUCGGAGUAUCAUCUGGCGGAACACGAAUACAUGAGAGCUCUCGACUGUAUGCGAAGCGAGGGCUGCCGCCGGGAGAACACGUGGAAGAACAUCGGCGUACGCAAAUAUGCAUUUAAUAGUUUGCAGAUUCUGACGCUGCCUAAAUUCUAUCGACCGCCAAUCGGCACGUACGGAUCAGCCCAGACUUAAGGAACCUAAUUAACGUUAUGCAUGCAUAUUACACGAAAUUAAACUUCACUCUCUGGCUGUGUAAUCGCGGAUUAACUUCCGUAGUACGCGCGUAAGUAUGUAGUACUUAUAUUAAAAGUAACGUUGAGAGAAGGAGAGAAAACGCCAAAAUGCGUUCAGUUGACGUGAUUCUUUAGAGAAUUUAUUGGAGGCACGCGACUAACACGCGACUGGCACGCGAUUGGCACCUGUUUAGCAUACGAAAUGCGACUAGGGACGUAGCAAUAAGGUAAUCGGUAAUAAAAAGAAGCGAUGCUUCUCUACCUAUUGACCUUCUUUUUCAUAAAAAUUUUUUAUUUCUAAAAUUUAAUUAAAAUUGUUGCAUAUAUAGAAAUUAUAAAUUUUACUUUUAAACUUAAGGGGAGGUUCCAAUCUAGAGAGUCUAAAGCAAGACGUUCUUUAGUAAUUCUUUUAAAUUAAUGUAGAGUUUCAAAUAACGUAUUUAUUAAGUUUUAAGAGUUUUAAAUAAUUUUUUUUUAUUUAAGAAAAUGAAAAUUGACAACUCCGCAUCAGUUUAAUGUUAAGUCAUCCGGCGGGACAAAUUAUAAUUAAACGAAGGGUUUAAAACAAAAAUUUAAAAAAAAAUUUUUUUUAACUAUUAAUUUGGCUAAAAGAUGAAUCAAAUUGCAAUGCAAAAAAUUAAAAAUUAACAAAAUAGCGGCACUUUAAAUUUAGACAUCUUAGUUUUUUUUUUUUUUUUUUUUUUUUUUUUUUUUUAUAUCAAGAAAAAAUCUUAAUUUUUGGAAAAUUAUAUAUAUUUGUGGUUUAUCUUCCAAUAAAAAGUAUCUAUUUUUGAAAGGAGUGAAAUGAAAUGCUUGAAAAUGUGAAAAGUAAGUUAAAAGACAUAACAUAAAAUCAUUCAUAUCAUUAUUAAGUAUUUAAACGUUCAAAAUACCUAUACAUAUAUUAUACUAUUUUGAUGUGAUCGCUUAACAUUAAACUAAUCUAAAAUUUUCAUUUUUUUUUAACUAAAAGAAUUGUUUAAAACUCAAAAUACUAAUAAAUACAAUGCUUAAAACGCCAGGUUGAUAUCUCUUUUCGUUUUUUUUUUUAAAUCGCCUUUUAAAUUCUCCAGAUCAGAAUCUCCUUUAAUAAUCGCAGCCACGUCUCUCAAACGCAGCGCGUGAGUACAUUUGUGCCAGUAAUUACAAAAGUUGACACAUAUUGUUAGCUCACUUUCAUAAUCACCGGUGCAUUUAUCGUCCAUAUACAUAACGCGCGAGCAGACGUGAGCUGAUGUCACGGAAGUAUAAAUAGUAAAUUAUUGUAAUGCACAUUUGCAAUGGAAUUGGAAUUGCGGGAUAAAUCGGAUUAAAAUAGAAAUCCUUUCGCUUCUAUUCAAUUUCUUACCCUUAGAUGGUCCUUCCAGCGUCAUCGAACAACAGCUACGCUUGCAUUCCGUUCCUGUUCUUCUGUGAUGCAACUUUUGUAAUUUUAAUCCGACUCAUCCUUCAUUCCAAUUCGCGGUUGUUGGCGAGUUUUUGCAAUACCGUACUUGGGAAACACACACAAACGUGUGCGUAUUUAGCGUAAACAUAUUUCAUAAAGGAUGCAAGUAAAUUCUGAAUUAUUACGAUAGUUUUAGCUUCGCGAAUUUGCAUUUUACACGAUUUUUAGUGCUUAGCAUACCCAAAACAUGGUACUGCAAAAGAUCUCUUUACAUUUAAUCGAAUCCAUCGUGCUCGUUGAAUCGAUUAUUCGCCUCGGGAAUAAGUAUUAUAGUUCGGUGCCAUUCUUCUGCCAUAUUAUUACUCACGGGAUAUACGAUAAUUGUUAGCAUUAGCGUCGUGAGAUCGCGUAAACGUUAUUCGAGAAUGGAUGGCAUUGUAUUUAACGGGAGAACGUCGCUCUCGCAUCCAUCUGUGCGUGCGCGAGAGUUUCCGUAUUAUAUCCAACAUUUUGUCGUACAAAGAGUCCGAACGCAUAAUCGUACUUCCAUCACUCCAACUGAAUAAUCCACUAACGCGUAUUCGUGCCGCAUUCGUAAAUAUAGGCGGUAGAUUCCAACAAGUUGGACAUUGUUUUCAAUAAAUUAUUAAUUUUACCCGAAA
Molecule: messenger RNA, 6509 nt
Organism: Linepithema humile (Argentine ant)
Lineage: Eukaryota; Metazoa; Arthropoda; Insecta; Hymenoptera; Formicidae
Source: RefSeq, a predicted model, not a curated record